This is a messenger RNA of Galeopterus variegatus (Sunda flying lemur), 2995 nucleotides long. It is a transcript of the gene RASGEF1B, whose product is annotated as RasGEF domain family, member 1B. The transcript is spliced from 13 exons. Gene Ontology annotation, biological process: positive regulation of GTPase activity; Ras protein signal transduction. The coding region runs from base 2 to 1423 and encodes 473 amino acids. NCBI's taxonomy places the organism in Eukaryota, Metazoa, Chordata, Mammalia, Dermoptera, Cynocephalidae. Gene Ontology annotation, cellular component: plasma membrane. Gene Ontology annotation, molecular function: guanyl-nucleotide exchange factor activity. The record is from RefSeq and is a predicted model, not a curated record.
CAUGCCUCAGACUCCUCCCUUUUCAGCAAUGUUUGACAGUAGUGGUUACAACCGAAACCUCUAUCAGUCUGCAGAGGACAGCUGUGGAGGGUUGUAUUACCAUGACAACAACCUCCUCUCCGGAUCUCUGGAAGCACUCAUCCAGCACUUAGUACCUAAUGUGGAUUACUAUCCAGAUAGAACGUACAUAUUUACCUUCCUACUCAGCUCUCGGUUAUUUAUGCAUCCAUAUGAACUAAUGGCCAAAGUUUGCCACUUAUGUGUUGAGCACCAGAGACUAAGUGAUCCUGAUGGUGAUAAGAACCAGAUAAGAAAAAUUGCACCUAAAAUCCUUCAACUCCUGACAGAAUGGACGGAAACAUUUCCUUAUGAUUUUCGGGAUGAAAGAAUGAUGAGAAACUUAAAAGAUCUGGCUCACCAUAUAGCCAGUGGCGAGGAGCAGACAUACCGGAAGAACGUCCAGCAGAUGAUGCAGUGUCUGAUCCGCAAGCUUGCUGCUCUCAGCCAGUAUGAGGAAGUCCUGGCAAAAAUCAGCUCCUCAUCCACAGAUCGGCUCACAGUUCUCAAGACCAAGCCACAGUCCAUACAAAGGGAUAUCAUUACCGUCUGCAGUGACCCCUACACAUUGGCCCAGCAGCUGACUCACAUCGAGCUGGAAAGGCUUAAUUAUAUUGGGCCAGAGGAAUUUGUUCAGGCAUUUGUGCAGAAGGACCCUUUGGACAAUGACAAGAGUUGCUACAGUGAACGGAAAAAAACACGAAACUUAGAAGCUUAUGUGGAAUGGUUUAAUCGCCUCAGCUACUUGGUUGCUACAGAAAUCUGCAUGCCUGUAAAGAAGAAACACCGAGCAAGAAUGAUUGAGUAUUUCAUUGAUGUAGCUCGGGAGUGUUUUAACAUUGGCAACUUUAAUUCCUUGAUGGCGAUAAUCUCUGGCAUGAAUAUGAGCCCAGUCUCUCGACUAAAAAAAACUUGGGCCAAAGUGAAGACUGCGAAGUUUGACAUUCUUGAGCAUCAGAUGGACCCUUCCAGCAAUUUCUAUAAUUAUCGAACAGCUCUUCGUGGGGCAGCACAAAGGUCUUUAACUGCUCACAGUAGCAGAGAGAAGAUUGUGAUACCAUUCUUCAGUCUCUUAAUCAAAGAUAUUUAUUUCCUCAAUGAGGGCUGUGCCAAUCGCCUUCCAAACGGCCACGUCAAUUUUGAGAAAUUUUGGGAACUGGCCAAACAAGUGAGUGAAUUUAUGACAUGGAAACAAGUGGAGUGUCCAUUUGAGAGGGACCGGAAGAUACUGCAGUAUCUGCUCACAGUGCCAGUGUUCAGUGAAGAUGCUCUCUACUUGGCUUCUUAUGAGAGUGAAGGACCUGAAAAUCAUGUAGAGAAAGACAGAUGGAAGUCUUUAAGGUCCAGCCUCCUCGGCAGAGUUUAACACAUGGGAGCUGAUUGCUGCCACUGCUGCUGCUUCCGCCACCGCCACCGCACCUCAUGCACAUCAUUGAGGGGCUGGCCUUUGUUUUCUGGCAUCUCAUACUAGGAAAAAUCAUGAAGACCCCGCAGUCAUCGGAGUGCUCUGGUCCACAAAGCAAGCAAGUUCACUCAAGAGCAGAUGGGGAACUUAUUUCCUACAGUGACAGAUUGACUCAGAUUUUGUGAGACUGAAAUGCUCGCUGAAGACACUUGAGAAAGAAUCCUCUGAAGAUCCCGGCUCUGCACAUGACUCAUCUCUUGGAAUUUCCAUGUGAAUCACAGCUCUGCACCUGGACAGAGUUUUCUUUUGUGUGUGUGUUUUUUUAUUUGGUUGAACAUUUGCUGCUAAUGGGACUUGCCCAGCUGAGUGCUGGCUCUUAGGAAGCCCAUGUUUCUUUGUUAACUUAAAUGAAAAAGGGAGAGGAGGGAGGGGGCCUCAAAACCCCCCAUUUAGACCCCACACCUCAGCUCAAUCAGUAUUGCCCGAAGUGGAGGAGACUGGUUGGAUGCUGACUGCGGACUUUGUUUCCCUCUAGUGUGUGCUGUGUUGUAAAUUCCUCUCCUCCCUCUUCCUACAAGGUUUUGAGUUGGCUGCUGGUUAGCAAACUCCUUUUUACCCUUAUGUAAGUUAUUUAAUAUAAUAAUGAAGCUCAACACUGUGGUAGGAAAAUAGCCACUGGGGGGAAAAAAGGCAGAGUUUGUCACUGGCCUGCUGGACAUGUUAGAAGGACUUGUUUCUUUGCCCUUCUGAGCUGUUUACAACUGACCACUGCAUUCUACAGAUGUAUUUUUCAGUAGUUUUUUGUUACUUAGUUUUCCAGGAUGCCUAUUAUGUUUCUCUCUUGUAAAUUUAAAUGAUCUGACCUUAAAGGUCUUGGGAAAACCAGAGCAUAAUUACAAUUUAAUUUUUUUAACCAACUGUUAUUUUUCAUUACUUUGUGGCAUCUGUUGGUGACUAAAUGUAAACAAAGAGUAAAUUGGAAAAGUUACCACCUACCCCCCACUGUAGCAGUGAACAAAACAAAUGAGAAACACCUUGCUGUUAACUCAAUGUUCGAUCUAAUUGUGAAAUAGUUCACCUUGUUAAACAUCUAAAUAAGUCUGUAGUUGCUCUGCAAACAGCCAUUAUAUUUAUUUACUCUAGGAGAAAUUGUAGAGUAGUAAUCCGUGCUAAUGAAAAAAACAGAACACCACGUUCAAAACAGAGAUGUAUUUGAAAACUUAAUGACAUAGUUUCAAAAAACAGAGCAUGUCUGUAUGCUGCGCGUCAUCUCAGCAGACCUAAAAUGUCUCCAAGUUGUCCCUUUACAACCAUCAAUAUAUUUUACACUCUGCAGCUAGGAGUUGUGGCGUCUUUCUUAUAUGGAUGGAUGGAAUUGUUGGGUAGGCGGGCUGUGAUUCAGUUCAAGUGAUUGUGCCUAAAAGUGUGGCUGUCCUUGAGGAAGUUGCCUUCAGGAAUACUCGUAUGUGCAUGGGCAUUUAUUUUCUCAAAAUGGGUAAUAGUAAGCAUUUAAUAAAUACUAUUUGCUAGGCA